AUGUACAGUAUUAUUGAUGGACAUUAUUCUCUUUCAGUGUCAAACAGAACCAGAAUUGUCAUCCUGGGAAAAACUGGAAGUGGGAAAAGCAGCCUGGCUAACACCAUAUUUGGAGAUGAACUGUUCAAGAUCGGCCACACUGCCAACUCUGAAACUAGUAAAUGUGGAGCCAUAACAAAAUCUGUCAAUGGAAGAAACAUCACUUUGAUCGACACUCCUGGUUUCUUCGACACAGAUCGAUCUGAGGAGGAGCUGAAGCCUGGAAUAGUGAGGUGUAUCACAGAGUGCGCUCCUGGGCCUCAUGCUUUUCUCAUUGUGCUUAAAGUGGAGAGAUUCACAGAGCAGGAGCAGGCUGUCAUCGCUAAAAUAAACCACUACUUUUCUGAAGAAGUUCUCAAGUAUUCCACAGUUCUCUUCACUCAUGGUGACCAGCUCGAGGAAGGACAGACCAUUGAGGACUUUGUCCGUGGUAAUGAGCUUCUGAGUGAUCUGGUGAAGAAGUGCGGAGGCCGCUGCCAUGUCGUUGAUAAUAAAUACUGGAAGAACAACCAGCAGGAUGAAUACAGGAACAACCAGUUCCAAGUGAAGGAGCUGCUCAAAACAAUGGAUAAGAUAACUGAGGCAAACAGAGGAAGCUACUACACCAAUGAGGUGCUACAAGCAGUGGAGGAAGAAAUAAAACAGGAGGAGGAGCUCAUUAGACAGUCACUAGGAAACAUGUCAGAGAUAGAGAUCAGAGAGAAGGCUAAUGACAGAGUAUAUGACAGGCUAUUGAUUAGUGUGGCAGCUUUUACAGCAGUGCCAAACACAUUGAGGAUUGUCCUACUGGGAAAAACAGGAGUUGGAAAGAGCAGCCUUGCUAACAACAUAUUUGGAGAGGCCAUAUUCAAAAUAAACAAUUUCAAUGACUUGGAAAGGCACUGUACUACACCCGAAACCAAAUAUGCCAAUGGAAGAAGCAUCACUUUGAUCGACACUCCUGGUUUCUUUGACCAAGGCAGGUCUGAGGAGAAGAUGAAGCCUGAGAUAGUGAGGUGCAUCACAGAGUGCGCUCCUGGGCCCCAUGCUUUUCUCAUUGUGCUUAAAGUGGAGAAAUUCACAGAGCACGAGAAGGCUGUCAUCACACAGAUGUGUGAAGAUUUCUCUGAAAAUGCUCUAAACUAUGCUGUGAUUGUCUUCACUCAUGGUGACCAACUCCCAGAGGGAAUGAAAAUGGAGGAGUAUGUCGAGGAAAGUAAGGGUCUGAGUGAUCUGUUGAAGAAGUGUGGGGGCCGAUGCCACGUCGUUGAUAAUAAAUACUGGAAGAACAGCCAAGAAGUCUACAGAAGUAACCAGUUCCAGGUGGCAGAGCUGCUCAACACCAUAGACAAGAUGGUGAGAGAAAACAAUGGAGGAUUCUACACUGAUGAAAAGCUAAAAGAAGUGGAGAGAAAAAUUCUGGAAGAGGAAGAGCUCAUCAGACGAUCAUCAGGAAACAUGUCACAGGAAGAGACCAGGAAGCAGGCUAAGAGCAACGUCUUCAAGAAGCAGGUGGAUGAUGCAGCUCCAACAAGGAGGAGAGUUUUAAUGAAGUUUGCAGUCAUAGCUGGAUUAUUUGCAAUAGUCUCAGCUCUGUUGAUCAAUUCAAAAUUUGUGAAGGUGUUAAAGAAGUGGUGGUUGUCAAACAGAACGAGAAUUGUCAUCCUGGGAAAAACUGGAAGUGGGAAAAGCAGCCUGGCUAACACCAUAUUUGGAGAUGAACUGUUCAAGAUCGGCCGCACUGCCAACUCUGAAACUAGUAAAUGUCGAGCCAUAACAAAAUCUGUCAAUGGAAGAAACAUCACUUUGAUCGACACUCCUGGUUUCUUCGACACAGAUCGAUCUGAGGAGGAGCUGAAGUCUGAAAUAGUGAGGUGUAUCACAGAGUGCGCUCCUGGGCCUCAUGCUUUUCUCAUUGUGCUUAAAGUGGAGAGAUUCACAGAGCAGGAGCAGGCUGUCAUCGCUAAAAUAAACCACUACUUUUCUGAAGAAGUUUACAAGUAUGCGACAGUUCUCUUUACUUAUGGUGACCUGCUCCCUGAAGGACAGACCAUUGAGGACUUUGUCCGUGGUAAUGAACUCCUGAGUGAUCUGGUGAAGAAGUGCGGAGGCCGCUGCCAUGUCGUUGAUAAUAAAUACUGGAAGAACAACCAGCAGGAUGAAUACAGGAACAACCAGUUCCAAGUGAAGGAGCUACUCAAAACAAUGGAUAAGAUAACUGAGGCAAACAAAGGAAGCCGGUACACCCGACAGACCAUUGAGGACUUUGUCCGUGGUAAUGAACUCCUGAGUGAUCUGGUGAAGAAGUGCGGAGGCCGGUGCCAUGUCGUUGAUAAUAAACACUGGAAGAACAACCAGCAGGAUGAAUACAGGAACAACCAGUUCCAAGUGAAGGAGCUACUCAAAACAAUGGAUAAGAUAACUGAGGCAAACAAAGGAAGCUGCUACACCAAUGAGAUGCUACAAGCGGAGGCAGAAGGGGCGGUAGAGGCAGAGGCAGGGGCAGAGACUUUGGCGAAAACACCCAACCCGAAGUCUUCGUGUGCCAUCAGCGUGGCCGACCUGGACAUGGGACAGACCAUUGAGGACUUUGUCCGUGGUAAUGAGCUUCUGAGUGAUCUGGUGAAGAAGUGCGGAGGCCGCUGCCAUGUCGUUGAUAAUAAAUACUGGAAGAACAACCAGCAGGAUGAAUACAGGAACAACCAGUUCCAAGUGAAGGAGCUGCUCAAAACAAUAGAAAAGAUAUCUGAGGCUAACGGAGGAAGCUACUACACCAAUGAGAUGCUACAAGCAGUGGAGGAAGAAAUAAAACAGGAGGUGGAGCUCAUUAGAAAGUCACCAGGAAACAUGUCAGAGGAAGAGAUCAGAGAGAAGGCUAAAGACAGAGU
Molecule: messenger RNA, 2906 nt
Organism: Anoplopoma fimbria (sablefish)
Lineage: Eukaryota; Metazoa; Chordata; Actinopteri; Perciformes; Anoplopomatidae
Exons: 6
Molecular function (GO): GTP binding
Source: RefSeq, a predicted model, not a curated record